AUGUCACUGGUCAAGGACGAGAGCACGGAAACGAGGUUUGUUCCGCUAGAGCGUGCACCGCGGAACGUUUUCAAGCGGGAAGUAUUCAGUUACAAAGAUGAGCAGUUUCCGGAAACCCAAGGUCCCAGGGCCGGAAACAUUGCCAAAAUCGUGCACUGGAGGAACUGCUUCCCACUUCCUAUCGAGUACUCGGUGUAUUUAUGCGAUCCUCUUUUGAGGGCCGAGAACGCCCUCCUGGGUGAGUGCUUGCUACCGGCGAACUUGUCGAGGAGGUUUUGCGUCGUUGACGAUUCCGUUUGGGCAAUAUAUGGAGAAAAAUUGAAGGCAUACUUUGAUGAACGAAAUAUAGCAUCUAAAUAUGUGGUCUUACCAGGAGGGGAAGAACAUAAAAACAUUGGCGCUGUGUUCCAAGUGUUGGAUGCCCUUUGUGACUUUGGUCUUCACCGUAGGGAACCGAUUCUAGCUAUUGGCGGCGGCGUGGUCCUCGAUAUUGCGGGAUUCGCAGCAUCCCUCUAUAGGCGUGGUGUUCCCUAUAUUCGGGUGCCCACGACAUUGCUUGCAAUCGUUGAUGCCAGCGUCGGCGUCAAAACUGGAAUAGACUAUACGCAUACUGUGACUGACGAACAUUUCAAGAACAGGAUGGGUGCGUUCUACGCCCCAGUCGCAUCAUUUUUGGACAAAACGUUCGUCGCUACCCAGGACGAAAGACAAAUCAUUAAUGGGCUCGGAGAAAUCUUGAAACUGGCCCUUGUUCGCUCUGCAGAGCUCUUCGCUCUUCUGGAAGAGCACGCAGCAGAUUUGGUUCGUAUGAAGUUCCAGCAAUCGUUUGUGCCGGACCGUGUAAUCGAGCUCAGUGUCGAAAUCAUGCUUGAAGAGUUAGGGCCGAACCUUUGGGAACAGAAGCUCGAACGAUGUGUCGACUAUGGCCACACAUUUAGCAAAGUGCUCGAAAUGAAAUGUUUAGGUGAACUCUGCCAUGGAGAGGCGGUUAACAUCGAUGGAUUUUUCUGUGUCCUACUCAGCGAAGGCCGUGGAUGGCUGGAUAGCAGGACAAGGAACCGCAUCCUGCGUGUUAUGCGUGAUUGCUGCCGACUUCCAUUCUAUCAUCCACUCUGCGAGGACGUGGACACUAUGUGGCAGGCUGUUAUGGAUGGGAUCGAACAUCGCGAUGGGCUGCAGAGGAUUCCUCUCAUUUACCACGAAAUUGGUCGGUGCACUUUUGUGAACGACUUGACAAAGGAUGAAAUUAAGGUCGCAGCCCAAAAGCUGGUACAUAUCAAGAAGAACUUGUCCGAAGCGCAGGCGUCUCAAUAA
Cyanidioschyzon merolae strain 10D is the source of this 1314-nucleotide messenger RNA. RefSeq names its product probable 2-epi-valiolone synthase. Gene Ontology annotation, molecular function: 3-dehydroquinate synthase activity. Lineage: Eukaryota; Rhodophyta; Bangiophyceae; Cyanidiales; Cyanidiaceae. The record is from RefSeq and is a predicted model, not a curated record. The transcript has a single exon. The coding region runs from base 1 to 1314 and encodes 437 amino acids. Gene Ontology annotation, biological process: antibiotic biosynthetic process.